Molecule: messenger RNA, 2305 nt
Organism: Carassius gibelio (silver crucian carp)
Lineage: Eukaryota; Metazoa; Chordata; Actinopteri; Cypriniformes; Cyprinidae
Gene: tcea3
Product: transcription elongation factor A (SII), 3
Exons: 23
Coding region: 154-2226 (690 amino acids)
Biological process (GO): DNA-templated transcription; transcription elongation by RNA polymerase II
Cellular component (GO): nucleus
Molecular function (GO): nucleic acid binding; zinc ion binding
Source: RefSeq, a predicted model, not a curated record
CGAAGGCCCCGCCCCCUCAGCUCAACCGACCGUGCAGAAGCAACUUAUGCGUGGGAACAAAACUUCUUACAUUUCGCUGAAUGUAGAUUAAUGUGACAUAACGUAUUAUAAAACACAUCACGUUUUCACUUAAAGCAUAUUAAUGCGCACACAAUGACGCGAGAGGAGGACCUGUUGCGGAUUGCUAAAAAACUAGACAAGAUGGUGUCUAGAAAUAACAUGGAUGGAGCUCUAGAUCUUCUAAGAGAAUUGAAAGAUUUCAACAUGACACUGAAGCUUCUUCAGGAUACAAGAAUCGGCAUGUCUGUCAACAGAAUAAGAAAACAUUGCACCGACGAGGAUGUUGUCAACUUGGCAAAGAUCCUUAUCAAAAAUUGGAAGAAGCUUUUAGAAUCGGCUCAAAACCAAAAGUCUGAGAGGUCAAAUGAGGUGAAGAAUGGCAAUCAUCCAAGCAAGCCAUCAGGGUCCCCCAACAGGACCUCUCCUGAGAGAGAGUCCAGUCCACGAAGGUUAACAAUGGAAUUUAAACCAGACUUAGACUCGAACAAGAAACUUGAUGAAAAACACAGAAGAGAGAAAUGUGAUGCAGAGCUCAGGAAUGAAAAACGAGAAGGUGAACAGAAAAAAGAGAAACAAUCUAUAAACAAUAAAAGGGAACGAGAGAGGAGAGAUGCAAUGAACAGGGAUCAUCUUCCCUCCCCAAUGACGCUUUCAUCUCUGCCUCCCAAGUGUCCUCCGGUUGGGGAAGUGAAGAGGGAGAGGAAAGAUGCUCCUGUUGAUUUUUUCCCUCCUGCUUCAAUCCAUUCCCACCCUCCUCUAAGACGCUCAUCAGUAGAUGUAAAGAAAGAGAGAAAAGACUCUCAGGGUCCUUUACAGUCUUUUCUCAGUAAACAUCCCUCCAUAGAUGGAAAGAAAGAAAGGAGAGAUGCACCUUAUCCUUUCUUUCCUCUUCAUCAUCAAAUUCAUCCUCCUCCUAUUCCUAUCCCUAAGCGUUCAUCAGAGGUGAAGAAUGAAAGGAAAGAUCCUCCUGAAACUUUACCUCCUCCUGCUCCUAUCCUUUCUUCUCCUCCUCCUCCCAAACGUCCAUCUCUAGAAGAGCCCAAAGAAAGGGCAAAAAAAGCACCUGAUCCGAAUGCCCCGCUUCCUCCUUUACCUUUUCAUCUACAUCCUCCUCAGAAACGCGAGAUGAAGAAAGAGAGAAAAGAAACGGCUGAACCCAGUGCUCCUCUUCCUCCUGUUCCUCUCCAUCUUCAGCCUCCUACACCUAUGAAACGUCCCUCAUUAGACGCAAAGAAAGACAAAGAGAAAGAAAGAAAAGAAACAUCAGACCCAAAGCGACGGACUUCUGAACACAAUGAGAAAGAUAGAAAAGACACAAGUGACAGCAAACCACUCAAAAGGCCAUCAAUGAAGAUCGAGAUUGAGAGACAAGACUCUACAGGUUCUAAAAAGCUCCAUUCUAGAAAGCUCAGCCUGGAUGGACGGAGAGACAGUAAGGACUCUACUGACUCCAAGUCAAGCCAUCACCUUUUGAAAAGACAAUCAAGUGAACCUAAAUUGGAGAGGAGAGAUUCUACUAACUCCAGGUCUGGAAGCUCACCUCAGGCCAAGAAAUCUAAUGAAAGCAAGAGUAAACCAGAGACCCCAAAGACGCCCACAACACCCACAAGCCCCCUCUCCCCGUCGUUUAGCUCCAGUGUGGGUCCUUUAUCUCCUCGUCUGCAAACUGGGGAUCCCAUCAGGGACAAAUGCAUUGAAAUGCUGACUGCUGCGCUACGUACAGAUGAUGACUACAAAGACUAUGGGGCAAACUGUGAGGGCAUGGCAGCAGAACUCGAGGAUCAUAUCUACCAGGAGAUAAAAGCCACAGAUAUGAAAUACAAGAACAGAGUUCGCAGCCGCAUAAGUAACCUCAAAGAUCCCAAAAAUCCCAAUCUGCGUAAAAAUGUCUUAGCUGGAGCCAUCGAUUUGAGCCGCAUCGCCAUCAUGACUGCUGAGGAGAUGGCUAGUGAUGAACUGAAACAGUUGAGAAACGUGUUGACCCAGGAGGCCAUCCGAGAACAUCAGAUGGCCAAGACUGGAGGAACCACCACUGACCUGCUGCAGUGUGGCAAGUGCAAGAAGAAAAACUGUACCUACAACCAGGUGCAAACCCGCAGUGCUGAUGAACCAAUGACCACCUUUGUGUUGUGCAAUGAAUGUGGUAACCGCUGGAAGUUCUGCUAAACUGAAGCCAGAACUCCAAGAACAAUGACCAUGUAGGAUUCCUCAUCCUUUUUUUUUUUUUUUUUUUUUUGGAAGAGAA